ACCUGCAUUACCCUCAAUAUCAAUCGCAAGCUUUACAGUAUCAUAUCCAUGUCUACCAUGGAUCCCGCUAGUAUUAUUGGCACCACAUCCGCGGCUAUUACUUUUAUUGAAACGAUUGCCAAGAUAGUUUCAAUUGCUCGAAAAGUGCACGAUAACACGACUGGUGAACUCGACGAACACAAACGGCUGAGAGAUGUUGCUUCCGCGUUGGAGCCUGGCAUCGCCACUUUGAUAGAGAAGCGCAAAAGCCAGACUCUACUUUCCCCUAAGGAGGAAAGCUUGUUGCAAGUUGCCGAGCAGUGUUAAGAUGUUAGCAAACGAAUUUUCCAUCUCUUGGACAGAUAUUAAACCGGGCCAAUAUCUUAAAUUGGCCACGAAUUACCAUUAUCGGCGAAAAGAUCACUAGUCGCUUAUCUACUAAGAAGACUAUGAAGGUCACG
This is a messenger RNA of Fusarium redolens, 440 nucleotides long. RefSeq lists its product as uncharacterized. Lineage: Eukaryota; Fungi; Ascomycota; Sordariomycetes; Hypocreales; Nectriaceae. The coding region runs from base 49 to 306 and encodes 85 amino acids. The record is from RefSeq and is a predicted model, not a curated record. The transcript has a single exon.